AUGUUGCUGGCAGCAGCAACUGCUGACGGGACAGUGGAUCUGUAUGAGUCGCAAGGAGGACCGAUCGCCGCUACACCACCGAAUCUGUCUCUGCUCACCCGCAUUCCCUUUCCUCCCUCCGAUCCUGCCGAGCCUGAUGCCAAACCUCCCAUGUGCCUUGCCUUGGAUUGGUGGACGGCUGGGGAAUCAGAGGGAGGGAGCGGGAGCCAGGAGGAGCAGGCGGUGGAGACAGAGGAGAGGGGGAGCGGGGAGACUGACAGGGAGGGAGGGGAAGAGAGAAGGAAAGAAUGGCGUGUGAGGAGGGAUCGGAUCGCUGUGAGUCGGUCGGAUGGAUCGCUGGCGGUGGCACGGCAGGGAGAGGGUGGUGCUUGGGUGGCUGAGCACGCGUGGUCAGCACACGAGUUUGAAGCAUGGACAUGCUGCUUCAACAUCUGGAACCCUGAGCUUUUCCUUCAGGUCAACUGCUGCUUCAGGGAUACCACUAUCCGUUGCGACAACACGAUGUGGGGAAGGUUUGGAGGUGGAAAAUCAGUGCCUGGGAGAAUAAAGCUCACCAGGGGUGAGCCUCAGCAAGCCAUAAGUCCGACGAGUGCUGUGCGAGCACGUGAGGGUCCUGAAAUUGAUGCCGCCGAAGUUCUUAGACCUUCUAACGAAGAGAGACAGCUAGCUUCAAAAUCUAGGAUACAAGAGGCUUCUCCACCCGUUGCGGAAACGGCUCCAACUGUAGUAGAGCCAAUGCCGGAGUCAAGAUCCCUGGAUACUGCUAGGGUUGCCAAAUUCCGAAAGGAACUUUCCGCUCCUGCAGUCGACCUAGAUGCUCUUCGGGAACUUUCUUGGAGUGGCGUACCUCCCAAUUUAAGACCAACUGUCUGGCGUCUUUUACUGGGAUACGCACCGCCAAACGCAGAUAGAAGAGAGACAGUUCUGGCCAGGAAACGCCAAGAGUACAGGGAGUGGGUUCCCCAGUAUUAUGACAUUCCAAAUGAAGACCGCAGUGAUGAUGAAAUCCAUACACUUCGCCAGAUUUCUGUAGACUGCCCGAGAACUGUUCCAGAUGUCCCCUUCUUCCAGCAAACCUUGAUGCAGACAGCAAUUGAGCGUGUACUCUAUAUUUGGGCUAUACGCCACCCGGCCAGUGGAUAUGUUCAAGGAAUUAAUGACCUGCUGACUCCAUUCCUCACAGUGUUUCUUUCGGAGAUAUUUGAAGGAGACAUGGAUACCUGGGUAGUUUCAAAGCUUUCUGAAGAUACCCUUUUGCAAGUUGAGGCAGAUAGUUACUGGUGCCUGUCAAAGUUGCUUGACGGCAUCCAAGACCACUAUACUUUUGCUCAGCCAGGCAUCCAGCGCCUUGUUUUCCGCCUUAAGGAGCUUGUGAGAAGGAUUGAUGAGCCUGUUUCUCGGCACAUGGAAGAGAACCACUUGGAAUUUCUUCAGUUCGCGUUCCGGUGGUUCAAUUGCCUGCUAAUCCGUGAGAUUCCAUUUUCUAUUGUGGGAAGAUUGUGGGACACAUAUCUUUCAGAGGGUGAUGGUUUUGCAGAGUUCCUGGUUUACCUAUGUGCAAGUUUCCUGCUCACCUGGUCCGAACAACUUCAACAGAUGGACUUCCAGGAAAUGGUUUUGUUCUUGCAACAUGUGCCAACAAAGAGAUGGACUGAAAAGGAGCUUGACAUGGUGCUGUCACGCGCCUUCAUGUGGAGAGUCAUGUUCAACCGUUCACCUAGGCACUUGAACUCGUCAUAA
Molecule: messenger RNA, 1740 nt
Organism: Closterium sp. Yama58-4
Lineage: Eukaryota; Viridiplantae; Streptophyta; Zygnematophyceae; Desmidiales; Closteriaceae
Source: the annotation of a GenBank genome assembly